CCCAAUAUGAAAGAAGUAGUUCGAACUGAGGUUCUUAAGCUAUUAGAUGCAGGCAUUAUCUACCCUAUUUCAGACAGUAAGUGGGUCAGCCCCUUUGUCUUUGAUGAUGCUUGUUUAGAGGCUUUUGAGAAGCUUAAGUCAUUACUCACUACCGCCCCCAUAGUCCAGGCACCCAACUGGAACCUACCCUUUGAGAUCAUGUGUGAUGCUUCAGAUUAUGCUAUUGGUGUUGUGCUAGGUCAGCGAGAAAAUAAGUUACUUCAUGUGAUUUACUAUACAAAGUUUUCUCCAGACAUUAGAGACAAAAAGGGUGCCGAAAAUGUUGUAGCAGAUCACUUGUCUAGGCUAGUUGUUAGUUCCCCAGAUGAUUCCCUUCCUAUAAGGGAUAGCUUUCCUGAUGAACAAUUGUUCUUUGUUACCCAAUUACCUUGGUAUGCGAAUAUAGUGAACUAUCUUGUUACUGGUCGAAUGCCCCAACAUUGGGGUAAACAAGAUCGUUCUAGAUUUUUAGCCGAGGUUAAGCACUUCUUUUGGGAUGAUCCUUAUUUGUUUAAGUAUUGUCCAGACCAGAUUAUUAGGAGAUGUAUACCUGAGAGUGACCAGUCCAGUAUUAUUUCCUUUUGUCAUGAUCAUGCUUUCGCUGUAGACUAUGUCUCUAAGUGGAUUGAAGCGGUUGCGUGUAAAACCAAUGACCAUAGGGUUGUGAUAGAGUUCUUGAAAGAAAAUAUACUUACACGUUUUGGUACACCGCGAGCUAUAAUUAGUGAUGGAGGGUCGCACUUUUGUAAUGGACCUUUUAGGCUUUUAAUGAAGAAAUAUGGUAUUACUCAUAAGGUAGCUACCCCGUAUCAUCCACAGACUAGU
Molecule: messenger RNA, 864 nt
Organism: Papaver somniferum (opium poppy)
Lineage: Eukaryota; Viridiplantae; Streptophyta; Magnoliopsida; Ranunculales; Papaveraceae
Exons: 5
Biological process (GO): DNA integration
Molecular function (GO): nucleic acid binding
Source: RefSeq, a predicted model, not a curated record